AUCAUAUGAUUGGGAGAGGAAAGAAUUUGUUUUUCUAGUGGAAUUGUUUUCUUUUUGAUGUGAACAAUUAAAUGUUAAUUGCGAGUGUUAAACGUUUAUAUUUACCUAUAAAAGAAUUUAGAAUCAAUGAGGUGAAACGAUUUAUCUCUGGAAAUGUCAUUUCAAAGUCAAAUGUUGGAAAAUUUGAUGAAAAUAUUACCAAGAUUCGGAACAUUGGUUUUAUCGCUCAUAUUGAUGCAGGUAAAACAACAACAACCGAACGGGUUUUAUAUUAUUCUGGCCUUAGUUCAUCCAUGGGUGAGGUUCAUCAAGGAGAUACGAUCACUGAUUACAUGGAACAGGAAAGAGAACGAGGUAUAACCAUUACAUCAGCAUCAACAACAUUCUCAUGGAAAGGAAACAAAAUCAAUCUACUUGACACUCCAGGUCAUGUUGAUUUUAUCAUCGAGGUUGAAAGAUGUUUAAAUGUUUUAGAUUCAGCAAUUGUGAUUCUUGACUCGUCUCAUGGUGUUGAAGCUCAAACAACAACCGUUUGGAAUCAAGCAAAUCGUUACAAUUUACCGAGAUUAAUUUAUGCCAAUAAAAUGGAUAAGCCAAAUUCAAAUAUGAAUCUAUGUUUAGAUUCACUGAUUAAGUUAGGUGCUAAUCCAUUACUUGUCCAUUUACCUGUUUAUGAGAGUAAACGAUUCUCAGGAUUAAUUGAUUUACCAACUUUAAAGUUAAUUGUUUGGAAAUCAUCUGGAUCUUAUGAUGAUGGAACUAAUUUUAUCGUUGAAUCAUUAACAAGUAAUCAUUCACAUUGGAAUCAAGCUUUACAGGCUCGAGAAAAAUUGAUUGGAAUUUUAUCUGAUUGUGAUGGUGACAAUGAUCAACUCAAUGAAUCUGUAAUCAACUCAAAUGAUUUAAGUGAAAUAUCAUCUUCAGUCCUAAUUAACUCAAUACGACGAUCGGUUAUCCGGAACAAAGUUAAUCCAGUUCUUGUGGGCAGUUCAUAUAAAAAGAUUGGUGUUCAACCUUUAUUAGAUUCAAUUGUAAAAUAUUUACCUUCACCAAUUGAGAAAUCAAAUCCUGCGUUGAAAUAUUAUCAAGACAAUUUCUGUGCCUCAGCUUUUAAAGUUAUUCAUCAUCAAUUGUUAGGACCACUCACCUUUAUCCGAAUCUAUUCUGGUGAUUUAACUUCACCGGCAAAGAUUUACAAUAUCAAUCGAAACAUCGUCGAGAAGAUAAACAAAAUUUACAUACCAUUUGCCGAUCAAUUUAAAGAAAUUACUUCAACCAGGUUUGGUGAUAUUGUCGCAGUUUCAGGUUUAAUUAAAACAAUUACCGGUGAUACCUUAACCAUCUCAGAGACUGUCGCUCAACAGGCUAGAAAAAGUUUUUCUCAAGCAAAUUCAUUGCCAAUCGACGAGUGUCAAUCUGUUCUUGUCGGAAUUAAAAUUCCCGAUCCAGUGUUUUUCUGUACCAUUGAAGCUCCCUCAUUGUCGAAGCAAAAAGAUUUGGACAAAGCUUUGAUCAAUCUAACUCGAGAAGAUCCUUCGCUAAUUGUUACCCAUGAUUCUAAUUCUGGUCAAACGAUUCUCAGUGGAAUGGGUGAACUUCACCUUGAGAUUAUUAAAGAUCGGAUCCUUCGGGAGUACAAAGUUAACGCUGAAUUGGGUCCACUACGAAUAUCAUAUCGGGAGACACCUUCAUCUUCAGUAGAAGAGUUUAGAUCGAUAAAUAAACCAUUUGGAGGAGUAAAUAAUUUUGUCACAAUUAGGAUCAGAAUCCAUCCAACGGAAAAAUUUGACUCAAAGUUAAAUUUAAAAGUUGUUGUUACUAAAGAAAAUGAUUUAGGUAAAUUACGUAACGAUCGACUUAAAGCCAUUGAAAAUGGCCUGGAAAUGGGCCUAUCCUUUGGGCCGUUAGCUAGUUUCCCAGUUGUCGGUGUCAAUGUUGACCUACUUGAAUUCCGUUGCUCUGGGCCAACUUUACACUCGUUCAUCAGUUCAACUGCAUCGGAGGUUAUUCUUCAAGCGCUAUCGAAAUCAUCAAUUUCUUUAUUAGAACCAAUCAUGCGUCUUGAAAUAACGGUACCUGAUGCCUAUUAUGGAAAAGUAAUAUCAGAUAUUACCAAUAGACGAGGUCAAUUACUCAACGAGAUCACAAGGACAUCUAAUUAUCGGACAGUUGAAAUGCUUGCACCUCUAUCAGAAUUAUAUUCAUAUUCAACUUGCCUGCGAUCAUUAACUUCCGGAACAGCGAUACUUUCAAUGCAAUUAGAUUCUUAUCAAAAGAUGAGUUCUAAUCAACAACAAAAGGUUAUUGAAAAGUUAAAAGAUUUUUAUUAAUCACAAUACAAUUAAUGUAAAUAUUAAUACACCACAAAACAAUAACUUCUAGUCUUUUAGAGGUAUAGAUUUUUAUAAAAUACAAUUUACACACAA
Panonychus citri (citrus red mite) is the source of this 2426-nucleotide messenger RNA. RefSeq names its product ribosome-releasing factor 2, mitochondrial-like (gene mRRF2). Gene Ontology annotation, cellular component: mitochondrion. The transcript is spliced from 3 exons. The record is from RefSeq and is a predicted model, not a curated record. NCBI's taxonomy places the organism in Eukaryota, Metazoa, Arthropoda, Arachnida, Trombidiformes, Tetranychidae. Bases 72 to 2330 code for a protein of 752 amino acids. Gene Ontology annotation, biological process: ribosome disassembly; mitochondrial translation. Gene Ontology annotation, molecular function: GTPase activity; translation elongation factor activity; GTP binding.